CUGGCGACAGCCGUCCGUGCCUCGCGUUUAUUCGUGUCGCGCGUGCUGUGCCCCGUACUGUAUUCUUCGAUUCCUUAAUUUCAUAUCGAUCGAUUUCAGCAUCGUCGAUCGACGGGAAUCGAUCGUUUAGAUCGUUUUCGAUCGGAUGUUCGAGCACUGUUCCCUGGCGAGUGAUCGAGGACAUCCGAGUGCAACGCGAAUGCAUCAUGACGCGCGUCGUUGCUCGUGGAUCGCGACAGUUCUGCUAGAUCCUUCCGUGACGUAUCGAUCCGAUCGAAAGGUCUCAUCUUCGUCCCGUCUUCUGGCCCCUUUGGAUUUUUUUCGCGCGGCAAACUGACUCGAGGACCAUCGCUCAGCCAGGAGGCAAGAAGUUGGCGUACGAGCAUGAAAGUGGAGGGUGGAGUAGCGACCACGACGAUCCUCCACAAGGUCAAGGUAAAGGAAGAGACGAAAGAAUGCUGCGGUUAUCAGCAGUCGUCGUCGACAACGUCGACGGGAACCGCGACCAUCGCAACGGUGACCGCCUCGAGCACGAGCAUCGCGACCACCGUCACCAAUAGCGAUAGCAAUAGCAACGGGGUGUCGAGCGUGGCCGCCACCCCUUCGACGACCACAGUACCCAACACCUCCCCCGCAACCGCCGCUAUUGUCUGCCAUCCGUCGACGCCAGCCUCCUCCGUCACCGUCACCGUCACCGCCAACGCAGAGCCCUUCCCCGUCGAUCUCGAUCUCAAGGCCAAGGCCAAGGUGGGCUCUGCGACGCGGGAAAAGUCGUCGCGGGAGGAGGUCCAGCCGGAGGUGCACUCGCCGUCCUCUCAUCAUCAUCAAAGAGUCGCUGCCGGUGCGUCGAGCGGUCAACAAAAGCAGAGCAAUGAUCCGCGAUCGGAAUACAAAGGGACAACCGGUUGCUCGGUGUCCUCCGACAGCGAUAGUUCCUUGGCCUCGCACUCCCUGAAGCCCGAGUUCGAGGAUGGAGUUGGCUCCGGCAACGCCGGGGCUCCUGCCAACUGCAGAACGGAAGAGCUGAACGAUGUACCCGCGCUUUCGAAUGGCACCAACGGCACCAGAUGCAUCGCUGGUGUUUUCGCGGGUCACGGCAUGUUCAAGAGAUUGCUGGGCACUCUCGUGCAAUUCGCUACGAACAUCUCGCCGGAUACGGGGGACACCGUGCGAACUCUGGUGCUCACGCUCCUGAACGGGAGCAGGACCGCUGAGGAGUUCCACUCGGCGCUGCAGGAAGCUACCAACUACCGCCUCAGAGGCUUCGUGUUACCAUACCUGAAGCACACCCUGCCUUCCUUUCAGAGGGACCUGAACAAUGCCGCCAGGGCCAGCAACCAGAACUGCGCGCAAUUCUUACGUUCGAACGAAGCAGCGGUCCUGGAGGCGGUCGGGUUGCUGGCAGCGGGGGAGCCUGUAGAGAUCUUCGGAGAGCAGGCUGGCAACGGGCUGGGAAGUGGAAACGGAAUAGGAAACGGCGGCAAUCAGUGCUCCGCUCAUUACGGCAUGCGGUCCAAUUCUAAUCCCGGUGUCGGUGCUAUUCAACACACGAACAACGCCACGGGCAGUCUGCACCAUUAUUCCAGCACCGCGCCGCACGCACCGAAGCGUCGCGCCUCCGACACUCCGUAUUACGAGAACGGUGCCCUUCUCGACGACGUGCCAGUAUAUGGAAAGAGGUCGUCGAACCCUUGGAGCCACCACCAUCAGCAGCAGCCGUCUAACGAGAACUCCUCGUCUUAUUGCUGGUAUCAUCCGCUUCAUUCGUCGAGCGGAUCGAUGCAAGGUCACGGGCAUCGCCACGGUCACGGACCCAGCCCGGUACCACCUAGCCUCGUGCAAAUUAAUCAGAUAAACGCGUUCUCGGGCACGCACCAUCUAGCUCAACAACAACAGCAGCAACAGCUGAGCCACGUUCAAACGCAGAACGGGAGCCUCGACGACGAGUGGAAGAACAUCCACGUGAUGCUGAAUUGCAUUCUGGGGAUGGUCGAGAAGACCAAGAGGGCUCUGGCCAUUCUGCAGACUCGUGGGUGUUCCAGUCCAGCCGCCGCGGCGCCUUUGGCAGCGUCCACGUCGGCUGGGGGAGCUCAGAAUGGUAACGGUGGUAGCAACAGUGCUACCAGCAACAAUCCAUCCUCUACGAAUGGUUCCCAGGUGGAAUCUUCCACUGGGGAUCGGGAGGGUAGCCUGAAACGAUUGUCUGGUGAGAUCGUUGCUCAGACUAUCAGGGCGACCGAGGACAAAGUCGCGGAGGUGAAGAGGAAGGCUGAAGAAGCCGUGCUAGAGGUGAAGAGGGCAGCCGUGGCCGAAGUCCAGAGGGCCGUGGCAGUCGCGGUGGCCGAGUCCAGGGCGAACGAACGUCUCCGCGUCCAUCGACUGUUGGAUCUUCCUUUGUCGCAGAGGAAUCACGGUGGCCUUCGUCAGGGACCCUUUCUCCGCGUCCAUGGCAAUCCCAGCGCGGUAGACUCCAACGCGAGGACCGUCGCGACGCCCACGACUACUUCGAACUCGAUACCAUCGACCACGGAGGACGAGAAGGACACGCAUCUGCAGACCGUCUCGGGAUCCACCUGCUGGAAUUGCGGUAGGCCCGCCCUGGAGACGUGCGGUGGCUGCGGAAUCGCGCGAUACUGCGGUUCCUUUUGCCAGCAUCGCGAUUGGGAGGCCGGAGGACACCACGCGACGUGCAACAAUCCUCCACCACGCGAGCUGAGAAGAUCCGCCUCGCGUAGCCCGCCGAGAAUCGCCGCGGGAAGUCUCUCGACGAACGCGGACGUCGACGUGGCCGCGCCGAUAGCGGCCAGCGGCGCGUCCAAGGGGAAGUGACGUCGCGACGCCAAGUAUAAUCUCGUUCGUCGAUUCGCUAGACCUAUUCAAUACGAUUCGCGUUAACCCGUUCGCGCGAUCAACGUUCUUUCGAGUCAUACAUCUUCUGCGUACCUUCUUCGCCCUCUACUUCUUUCCUCUUCCUCGAAAUGCCUUUCCUCGUGUUUCUCUGUAUAAAAUGAAGUUUCGCGAAAUCCGUACCGAGUAUAUCAAUGAUAUAUCCCUGUCGCAGUACACGCAAGAUUUUACUCGUCGAGCAGCAGGAUUGUUUUCGCUAUUUAACGAUUUACGAAUAAUGGAAGCGCGUCAACAAGGAACAUCCGUGGAACCUCUCUUCUCUAUGAUCUCGAUGGACCUUGCAAAUUAAUGGAGCAGCUGAAAAUAGAAAUAAAACAAAGUUUCAGUCGGGCAGAAAUUUUGAUUUGUCGACUCUCGCUUCAACACGAAAUUCACGAGCAAAUCGUUUGCUCUCUGUUACCGAUCGCUAAUGGAAACAGUAUAUUAGGUACACAGAACAAAAUUGCACCCUCUAUGAUCGCUGUAUCAUCGUUCGUUGAAUUUCUUCUUUAGA
Hylaeus anthracinus is the source of this 3400-nucleotide messenger RNA. It is a transcript of the gene nvy, whose product is annotated as protein CBFA2T2. The record is from RefSeq and is a predicted model, not a curated record. Gene Ontology annotation, molecular function: transcription corepressor activity. The coding region runs from base 385 to 2829 and encodes 814 amino acids. Gene Ontology annotation, biological process: negative regulation of DNA-templated transcription; DNA-templated transcription. NCBI's taxonomy places the organism in Eukaryota, Metazoa, Arthropoda, Insecta, Hymenoptera, Colletidae. The transcript has 8 exons. Gene Ontology annotation, cellular component: nucleus.